UUUUUGUCAUUUUCUCUUUGCUUUUUGUAUAGUGCACAAUUUUUGGGAAAACCUGGUUAGGCCGGAGACGGGACAAUCAGCUCUACCACCGUACGACUGAAUUUAUCAACCCAUCUCGAGCUGCAAAUAUGGAAUUUUGAUCAAUAUGGCUUCACCAAUGGUGGAAUUUUGGUUUGAUAUCGAUCAUCUAUCUAUGGAUUGGUCAUUUGAUAUGAUUGUGGAGCUUUGCAGAAGCAGGGUUCAAUACAGAUGUUCAGGAUCAUCAACAUGCAUUCCAUUGGUAUCACUCAUUCAUCAACUUUGAUGGUGGGUUUGUUGACUUUAGCUUAGAAGUUUGGUUUGCAAUGCCUAUUGCACUUUCAGAAGUACAGGUGGAGCCCUGCAUGGAGACGAUAUAUUACAAUCUUUGCCGCAGAGACAACCUUUGCUUAUCAAUGGAAGUCAAGUCUCCCGAAUAUGUUGAAAAUAAAAUUUUGCUGGUGGAUGAUGAUGCCACUUGUCUUCCGGCUGUUGCUAUAAUACUCAGUCAAUGUAAUUACCAAGUUGUGACUGUCAAACAUCCAAUGGAUGCUUUGUCUACACUUCAGAUCAAAGGCGACUCUUUUGAUCUUGUUGUCACCGAUGUGCACAAGCCUGAUAUGAAUGCCUUUGAACUUCAACAAGUGAUAACCCAAGUAUUUGAACUACCUGUUUUAUCUAUGUCAGCUGACAACAAGGAAGGUACAAUCUUGAAAGGACUAAAGGGUGUAUCAGUAGAUGAUCUAAGAGAUCAAGGGAUGUAUACAACAUUGCAGGAGAAGAAAGGUAAAAGAGCUGUCCCUGGGAAAUCUGCAAUGAAACAGGGGAAACAGGGCAAAGAUAACAGUGUUAAUUUUACCUUACCAACAAAGUCUCAGAUUAUAUGGACAGAGUCACUUCACAACAAAUUCCUGGAAGCCAUAAGAAACAUUGGGUUUGACAAAGCUGCGCCAAAAAAGAUUCUUGAUCACAUGAAAGUCCCUGGAUUAACUAAAGAUAAUGUCUCCAGUCAUUGGCAGAAAUAUCGUAUGUCCUUGCGACGAGGUACUGAUGCAAGCUGUAGAAUCCAAGUUCCUGACAUAAACUUAACCAGUAGGGCGAAUCAAUCGACCAUUGCAUCUGGAACGCUUGGUAAAUAUAGCCAAUUUCAUCAAGAGAAUUUUAGAGUGCAGUCUAGGAUCCCCACCUCAUUGAUUCACUCUUCAACAGGUUAUCUGACAGGCAGUCUACAACAUCUUAAGAAUAAGGGGAAAGAAGUUGAUGCUGUGCUCGAUCCAGUUCGUAACUAUUCUGUCUUUCACAACGUUAAUGCUACGCAAGGAUCACAGGGCAUUGAUGAUCUUAGUGCUUCUUUCAUGAAUCAAGGGAAUGCUCAACCUCAUCAGCGAAACAAUGAAGAUGAGGUGGGUGUCAACUUCGAUGAUGGUUUUAAUCAGGGCAUGGAGAAGGAGGACUAUUUGCAAUGAUUUGAUCAAAUACCCUUCAAGGCUAUGCUGACCCAAGGUUGAUGGGGAGUUUGGCCAGACCUACUACUGAGCAACGUAAGGGCGAUUAUUUCUUUUUUGGAUUUGGUGUGCGUACAUCUUAUCCUUUCGAGACUUCACUUGUGGGAUUACAUUGUACCUUUUCAUGUCCUUAUGAAGAUGAGCAAAACAUAUUUAGUUCAAUAGUUAGUAUAUUUAAGUGACAGUUUCAUAGCAACAAAAACUGUUGGUGCUAGAGACAAAUCGAUGUUUUGCUUUAGUAUUUCUUUUUAUGGUUCUUUUGGGAUUAUGAUAUGUUUUCAAUUUUCUGAAAUUAAUUCCUUAAAUUUUAAUGAAUCAAUGUGUUGACAGUU
Molecule: messenger RNA, 1855 nt
Organism: Solanum dulcamara
Lineage: Eukaryota; Viridiplantae; Streptophyta; Magnoliopsida; Solanales; Solanaceae
Product: two-component response regulator ARR10-like
Exons: 12
Coding region: 345-1484 (379 amino acids)
Biological process (GO): cytokinin-activated signaling pathway; regulation of DNA-templated transcription; phosphorelay signal transduction system
Cellular component (GO): nucleus
Molecular function (GO): DNA-binding transcription factor activity; DNA binding
Source: RefSeq, a predicted model, not a curated record